UUCAUUUUCUGUAACCACUUGCUCGCACCUCUGAUUUCCCCUUCAGUUUCCAGCUCCGGCCCUCAUCUCCGAUGAGGCUUCGUCCCUCACAGUCUCAGUUUCAUUCUAGAAGACAACGUGGAUAUAUUCAUCAAAAUUCGCAACUUCAUCCUGCCCAGUAAUUCAGUAAAUCGUUUUGGGAGAAAUCGACAACCAUAUUUGCCAUUCUUAACAACAAUUUACAGGCUCCCAUGAGGUACAAGCAACUCUGGAUCACAUUGAAAUAUGUGAUAAUCAUGAAGAAUGCGCUGCUCGCCAUGAGCAGAUCAAGCUGACAAAAGGUUUCGUAGCCAAGGAGCCAGUGAAAGGGCACAUGGUAAAUGUUGUUAAAGGACUCAAGAUGUACGAAAACAUAUUUACUGAUCCAAAACUUUGCAAGCUGGAUGGCUUUGUUCAUGAACUCCUAGCUGCUGGUCAAAAUGGAGAACUCCUAGGUGGUACAUAUGUUUUGUUUAACAAACAGAUGAAGGCGAAUAAAAGGGAGCAAAUUCAGCUUGGUGUUCCAAUAUUUGGACAAAUAAAAGAUGACACUAUGAGAAAGUUGAUGAACUCAAGGAGUUGUGGAUUACAUAUGUCGGAGAUCAACACAAAGCACAAAUGAUGAAUGAGUUCUAACUUUCCGCCUAAUUUUUUAACUUAAUCCACUUUUGGACAUACAUUAUAUUUUUGGAUUUGGAUAUUGAUAUCAUGUAGAUGUGGCUAUAGGAUAGAUUUGAUCUUGUUUAUGAUUUAGAUUAAUAUUGAUAUGUAUAUAUAGUAGUUUUUUUUAGAAGUUUAGACUUAUGAAUAUUAGUUGAAUUAUUUUGUGAUAUAAAGAAUUUUUGAAGUUUGGAAUAUGAUAUUCAAUUUAUUUGUUGUAA
Messenger RNA from Beta vulgaris subsp. vulgaris (sugar beet), 899 nucleotides. Its product is annotated as RNA demethylase ALKBH10B-like. The record is from RefSeq and is a predicted model, not a curated record. Gene Ontology annotation, biological process: mRNA catabolic process. NCBI's taxonomy places the organism in Eukaryota, Viridiplantae, Streptophyta, Magnoliopsida, Caryophyllales, Amaranthaceae. The transcript has 5 exons. Gene Ontology annotation, molecular function: demethylase activity; mRNA binding. Bases 353 to 640 code for a protein of 95 amino acids.